Penaeus chinensis is the source of this 2267-nucleotide messenger RNA. Its product is annotated as retinitis pigmentosa 1-like 1 protein. The record is from RefSeq and is a predicted model, not a curated record. Lineage: Eukaryota; Metazoa; Arthropoda; Malacostraca; Decapoda; Penaeidae. Bases 91 to 1305 code for a protein of 404 amino acids. The transcript is spliced from 6 exons.
GUAACGCGGCAUUCCAGCUCUAACUCGCACUGGUGUUGGACGUGGAUCCCUUUGUUUUCUCUUUCCUUGACAAGUUCAUUCACCUGCAUCAUGAAAGCUUUGGCGGCACUCCUGACCCUGGCACUCCUCGGGGCGAGCGUGGCCAUGCCCUUCCAGCCGCAGCCGAGGCAGUUCAUGUACCAAGACGGCUCCCCAUCCGUCAAGCUGUACCCCGUGUACCCCGAGAGAUCGUCCGCCAUGGGGGCAGAAAAAUUGCCCAGACCCGCCCGACUCGACACCAGUUUGGAGGAAUUGUUUGAGCUGGAGUUGGAGGAGGACGACGAGCAGCCGGAAAUGAUGGACGACGUCGAGAUGGAAAUGAUGCACACGAAGCCCCUGCUGAUGGGGGAUGACAGAGAGCCGGAGAUGGAGAUGAAGCCGGAGAUGGAAAUGGCGGUGGCAGGCAUGAUGAUGAAGCCUGAGAUGGAAAUGAAGCCAGAGAUGGGAAUGAAGCCGGAGAUGGAUAUGACGCCAGAGAUGGAAGUGUCGAUGUCAGGAAUGAUGAUGGACCCUGAGAUGGAGAUGAAGCCGGAGAUGGAGAUGAUGAUUCCUGAGAUGGAGAUGAAGCCAGAGAUGGGAAUGAAGCCGGAGAUGGAGAUGGAGCCGGAGAUGGACAUGAUGCCAGAAAUGGGAAUGAAGCCGGAGAUGGAGACGAAGCCGGAGAUGGAAAUGGCGGUGGCAGGCAUGAUGAUGGAGCCGGAGAUGGAGAUGAAGCCCGAAAUGAUGACGAACGACGAAAUGGAAAUGAAUCCAGAAAUGAUGGCGGAAACUGAAGUGAAAUCGGAAGUCAUGGAAGCGAAGCCAGAGAUGGAGAUGACAGAAGUAAUGACCUUGACGCCAGAGAUGGAGAUGAUGAUGGCCGAGAUGGAAGCCAAAUCCGAGACGACGAUGAUGCCGCCAAUGAUGAACGAGAUGAGCGAAAUGGCAAAAGUGGACAUGGAAACAGUCAUGAAAAAGGACAUGAUGCACGACAUGGCCGAAGCCGAAGAACCAGCAGCAGAACCCGAGGCAGAACCGACGUCGGAACCUGCAGCCGAACCCGAGCCCGAGCCAACGUCCGAACCCGAGCCCGAACCAACAGGCCGAACCCGAGCCCGAGCCAACGUCCGAACCCGAGCCCGAGCCAACAGCCGUACCCGAGCCCGAGCCAGCGUCCGAACCCGAGCCCGAACCCGUCCCCGCCGAGGAGAAGAGCGAGAUGAGGAGCGAGGAAGUCGAGACGACCACCGUCUUGGGCGCGGACGGCGACAACGAUGCUAUGCAUGAAAAUAAUGACGUCAUAGUCGAGGCCAGUGACGUCAUGUCCGACCCCACGACGAUGGCGCCCGCGGAAGAGGAUAUGGCGACGGAGAGUUUUCUAGCAACCGAGGAGAAUGAAACUUUUUAGUUGCGGAAAAACUCUUUCAGGGCAAGACGGAAGGGGAAGGUGUUGGGGGGGGGGGGGGGGGGUAGGUGUAUAACUUUCACGCACUACCUAGGCCUGUCGUGUCUCUAAAGGCCCUUUAGUCACAAUGUGGGUGGAUAUUUUCUUUAGGGUCUCAUGUGUUUUAGUGAUAUUAAAACAUGCAGACUGUAAGUUAUCAUGAAAUUUCAUUCGGUGGGUAGUACAAAAUAAGGUGGUCUUGUCUGUGUGGUUAAGGGAUGAUGAGUAUAAAUGUGUUGACUUUUCUCAACCUCUUCUAAGUUACACGAUUCCCUUCAAACUUCAUAUGAUGAAUACCUGAUACCGUGCUGAUUAUUUAUGAAAUUUUAUUUUUUUCUUACUAAAAAGGUUGUCUUUUCACGAUUUAUGGAUAUAUCAAAGGAUUUGUUUAUGUAUAAACUCGGAGAACACAAUGCUUAUUGUAAAACGCGUUUAGUAUGAAAUUUCUGUUGAUUAGUAGGAAAAACAACCGAAGACAAAAGAUAGAGAGAGAGAGAGAGAGAGAGAGAGAGAGAGAGAGAGAGAGAGAGAGAGAGAGAGAGAGAGAGAGAGAGAGAGAGAGAGAGAGAGAGAGAGAGAGAGAAGAAAGAAUGGGAGAUAAUACUCUUGCAUGUCAAGGUUCAUUCCAGAUUGACAUUGGCUUUUGGGUAAGAACUUCCCUCUUCAUUUCUUUUUGUACCAGUAUGCUUUAUACUCAACACACUUCCAUAUUUUUUUUAUAACGCCUCCCAACGCUAUGCCCUCUUAUACAGUAUUUUAAGUAUGUUAUUACCUAAGAUUUUCUAAUAAAAAAGAAAGAAAAUUA